AUAACCUACUUAGGAUGUAAUUAUUAUUAUUCGUCGUAUCAAUUAUUCAACAAUUAUUUUGCUUCAAUUGUGAAAUGUUCUUGUCAAUAAAUUACAUUGAACCGUUGGCAAAUUUUUAAAAUUUUAUGAUCAAUGUAUUGACACAGGAGUAUUAAUAAUAUUGGUAUACCAGUAAUAUUGGUAUAGAUUCAUUAACGUGCUGCUAUUACUUUAUUUACUGACCAAUUUUAAAUAUUUUAAACAAAUUUUCGUAAUUAUAUUAAGGUGCAUGUUAUGGUACACUAUGAUUUGAUAUGCAUUAGGAAAUUUGAUUUAUUUUGAAUGGAUGAAUCGUGUACAAACACCAGAAAGAGAAAAUAGAAACUUGUCUCGAAAAAAGUCAACUAAUGAAUCGAGCAUUAGAAAGUCAAGGAAACUUAGUGAGAAUGUAAAUCCAACAUUGGAAAAUAAAAUUGAUGUUUGCUGUACAACACCUCCAAAAAAUUCUAAAUCUGCGAUAAAAUCAACUAAUACACCUAAAAUAAAUCAUAAAAAUAAUAGUACAGAAUUUAAGUCGCCCAAUGAAAUUUUUCAACUGCAAGAACUAAAACUUAAUAUUAAGCGUGUUGACAAAACCAAUUAUAUUUCAAUUUUUUCACCAAGUGCAAAAAAGAUAAUUGAAAACGCUCGUAAAAACAGCCCUUCAGAAAUGGAAAACAAACUAGCUACUCCUAAAAGAAGUACAAGAAAGUCUUCACGUUGGAAUCAACGCAAUGAAUUCGAUGUUGACGAAUUAAUUGAUAAAAUUUUAGAUGACGAAAAUUCCGAAGAUGAUAUUUUUAAAACUCCAAAAAAGAAUUCACGCAAAUCAUCUGUAAGUUCAAUAAAGAAAUUAGUCAGUUCUGUUAAUAACUCAAUGGAGCCUAUUACACCAAAACGUGUUAGAAAACCGGUUAUGAGGUUUGGUGAAAAUGUAGAUCUGGAAAAAAUAGAUUUAGAUGAAACAAUUCCUAAAAGUAAACGGAAGAAUUCAACAAUGAUUGAUGAUGAAGCUAAAGAUGUAGAUUUUGAAAUUGAUAUUUGGAAAACUCCAGUUAAUAAACGUAUACGACAGUCUAUGACACCUACAAAUUCUGGUUCAAAAACGCGAAGAAAAAUUUUAGAAGAUAUACCAGAAAAUGAUUUGAUAUCAACUCCAAAAACUCCCAAAAAAACUCCUAAAGCUUAUGUCAAGAGUUUAAGAGCUUCAGCUAGCAAACGAUUAGAUAGUGGAGCUAGAGUUCCAUGCAGUCCUUUAGAAAAAGCUAGGGCAAAUUUACACUUGCAUGCAGCACCAAAACAUUUACCUUGUAGAGAAUCUGAAUUUAAAUCAAUACGUUCCUUUUUAGCUAGAAAAAUAAAUGAUGAUCUAACAGGUUGUAUGUAUGUUAGUGGUGUACCUGGCACUGGUAAAACUGCUACAGUUAAACGCGUAAUUGAUUCUUUGAGCUCUGAUUUGAUGAUGAAACAUAGUUUUAAAUUUAUAGAAAUUAAUGGAUUGAGGCUGGCUAAUCCACAUCAAGCUUUUUCAGUUAUUUGGAAGGAAUUAACAUCACAAAAUGUGUCUUCAGCUCGAGCUCAAGCUCUAUUAAAUGACUAUUUUUCUGGUAAUGAAACCAGAGAAGUAACUACUAUUUUACUAGUUGAUGAGGUUGACCAUAUUUGUAAUCGUAAACAAGAUGUAGUGUACAAUAUACUUGAUUGGCCUACACAAAUAGGAUCUAAAGUGGUUGUAAUAGCAAUUGCUAAUACUAUGGAUUUACCAGAACGAGUUUUAAGAGGAUGUGUGACUAGUAGAAUGGGAUUAACAAGAUUAGUGUUUAAACCUUAUACAUUCCAGCAAUUACAAGAAAUUAUUAUGAAUAGAUUAAUUGGUAAUUCAUCUUUUGAUCCUGAUGCAGUACAGUUAGUUUCUAGGAAAGUGGCAGCUGUAUCAGGCGAUGCUAGGAGAGCUUUAGAUAUAUGUAGACGUGCUAUAGAUUUGAUAAAAAGUGAAGAUGAAUCUCAAAUGAUAACAAUUAAUCAUGUCAAUCAAGUUAUAAAUUCAAUUUUAUCUGGUCUUCGCGUGACAGCAAUAAGACAAUGUAGUCUAUUUGAACAGUAUUUUUUAAGAGCACUCCGUGAUGAAACAGUUAGAACUGGUUUUGAUCAUAGUACAAUUGAUUCAGUAUACACACAAAUGAAGAACAUUUGUUUAUUAGAAGGUGAAGAAUUACCUAAUGAUCAACAAAUUAUUAUGAUGACAUAUAGAUUAAGAGACAACGGUUUAAUUUUUCUAGAAAAAAAACAGUGGGAUGUUUUUCGAAAGGUUUCACUCAAUGUUAGCCCAGAAGACAUAAGUUAUGCUUUAGACAAGUAUAACCAAUAAUAAUUUUUUUUUUAACUUUUAAUGAUUUUUAUUUUUGCAUGAUUUUCAUGUCGUAAUUAUACUUAUUAGUUUAUUUUUAUAGUAUUUCUUGUGAAAAGCUUUUUUAUGACUGAUAGACUUUAUUUUGAAACCCUACUUUUAAUAACUUGUUGAAAUUAAAAUGUAAAAAAUUCUAAAAUAGUAUUAAAAAUUUUAUUAAUGAAUAAAGUUCUUAUAAAUAAAAUCUCAAUAUGAUGUUAAUUUAA
Daktulosphaira vitifoliae (grape phylloxera) is the source of this 2631-nucleotide messenger RNA. RefSeq names its product origin recognition complex subunit 1 (gene Orc1). Gene Ontology annotation, biological process: mitotic DNA replication checkpoint signaling; DNA replication initiation. Gene Ontology annotation, cellular component: nuclear origin of replication recognition complex. Bases 326 to 2386 code for a protein of 686 amino acids. Gene Ontology annotation, molecular function: DNA replication origin binding; ATP hydrolysis activity; ATP binding. NCBI's taxonomy places the organism in Eukaryota, Metazoa, Arthropoda, Insecta, Hemiptera, Phylloxeridae. The record is from RefSeq and is a predicted model, not a curated record. The transcript is spliced from 19 exons.